UUGAGUGAUAAUUUUCUUCCUCGACGUCAACUGAUCAAGAUGGAAUUGGACAUCGCUAAUACAAGCCAAACUUCUACCAGCAAUUUUACCCCCAGUUCUACCCUCGGUCCCCCCGAUCUGAGGGACGGGUACGAUCUACCAGUGUACGGUCUGGACACGGGGCGAUUCUACUCCCUGCAUGUUCCAGCCUUAACAUGCAUCUUCCUGAGUCUGAUCUCGGCUAUUCUGACAAUAACGCUGAGUUUCAGAAAAAUUCCGAGACGUGCUUUCUUUGACUGGACCAAAAGCGAAAGAUUCAUUGUGUACAUGGCGAUUUGUGAUGGCGCUUUUAACGUUGCGCAUAGUAUGGAUCAUCUUCACAUUGCCACAACAAAAAGUCACGUUUACCCAGCCUCGCUUUGCCAGUUCUACGGAGUCAUGCUGCUGGAAUUUAUCAUGGCUCAAACCUUCAUGGUUAACAUCGUUGCAGUGAACGCUUUUACACUGAUGAUUUUCAAUAAACAGUUGAAAUUCGGAAAACGAGAUUGGCGUUUACUUGUGUGGAUCUUCGGAUUUCCUUUCCUUUUAUCCAUGAUUGCGCUAGCAGCCAAGCAGUUUGGUCCAAAUGGUUCAUUUUGUUUCUUCGACGGUGUAAAUGGUGAAUUGGCCCAAUUUUUACUAACCACACUUCCCCUGUCUGUCAUUCUGAUUGUAAAUGCAACACUGUACGUGAUUACUUGGGCAAAACUCCGAUCCAUUGAAAAACACUUGAAAUUGUCUCUCGGAAAACAGUCAUCUGGUUCGAAAAUGAAGCACGCGGCAGUCCGCGCCAUGUCGUUGUUUGUUCUGGCGUUCAUCUUUCAGUGGUGGGCCAUGGCUCUGUUCGGAAUCUGGGUGUUCGCAAACCCAGGUAGCGUGCCUCCCGCCAUUCACCAUACUGUGACCACAUUCUCAAACGUGGGCGGAAUUGUCAACCUCGGAGUGUAUCUCCUGAUCAGAAAGAGAGUGCAAUACCAAGGUUCUGCAUCGUCUGAUCAAAGUCAUAGCACCAAGAGAUCUGGGAUGAAAGAGACGAGCCAUACUGACUUGUAGCAUGUUUAGGGGUCAUUUUGUUUGAUUCUCUAGUUUUAAAUUAAAAUUGAUGUAUAUUUUACGCCUAUGUAUUCAUACAUUAGUAUGAAAUGUAAAUCUACAUUUAACAGACAAAGUGUAUUAAUUUAGUUCUGUGGAGCUUAAAACCUUUGCUUAAAAGCAAUAUGAGUUUGAAAAAAUCAUUACUUUUUGUCAAAGGAAAGAUUUUUCUUCUAAGGAAUAUAUAGCAAAUCAAUUUCUGUAUAGGAUGACAAUAAUUCAAUUAUGCUCCAAUUAAGGCUUCUUAACAGCCUUUUCACACAAAGAUAUGGCUAAAAAUUAUCUAAAAACCAUGAUAUUUUUUUCAUUUUAGUAGAAAAUAACAUUUCCGUAAAAAAAAAUUUCAACAUGAAAAUUGCAGCUCAUAUUGCUAUAAUAACAAUCUUUCUUGAAUUUCACUGAAUUAAAACUGGAUUGGUUUUCCUAUCAUGCAACAAUAAAGUGAGAAUUCUA
Magallana angulata is the source of this 1563-nucleotide messenger RNA. RefSeq names its product medium-wave-sensitive opsin 1-like. The transcript has 2 exons. Gene Ontology annotation, molecular function: G protein-coupled receptor activity. Bases 40 to 1071 code for a protein of 343 amino acids. The record is from RefSeq and is a predicted model, not a curated record. Gene Ontology annotation, cellular component: plasma membrane. NCBI's taxonomy places the organism in Eukaryota, Metazoa, Mollusca, Bivalvia, Ostreida, Ostreidae. Gene Ontology annotation, biological process: adenylate cyclase-activating G protein-coupled receptor signaling pathway.